AUCCUGAACUUCACCUACGAUGUCGCUGUCAGAACUGCUGUCAGAGUACAUCUCCGUUCCUCAGGCUCGCCAUAUCUAUGAUUCUACCCGAAAAAACUUUAUCUUGCUUUCCAUCGCCGCCUUUGUUGCAACGUUCAAGAUUGAUGCACAAUUUGGACGGUUUUCUAGAGGAGACGGGCCGAUGUACGUUAACGCCAAGAUCGCAUGGAUGAUCAUGGAAAUCUUUUCUCCGAUAUGCUGUACCCUUUCUUUCCUUGCGGCGCCACUUUCAAUGCCCGUCCUUACUCCAACAUCUCAGCUUCCCCUUUAUCCGGGACAGAAGGUUCUACUCGGUCUUUUCCUCGUACAUUACGGCAAUCGCGCCAUAAUCAGCCCAUUGAGGACUCCUUCUCGUUCAAAGGCGCACAUUAGCGUUCCAUUCGCUUCCAUUCUGUUCAAUGUGGUUAACGGUAGUCUCAUGGGCACGUACCUAAACAGCCCACAAGCUAGGAUAUGGCUUGCAGGAAAGGAGAAAGAAUGGUGGUGGUGGGCUGCCAUCACGCUAUGGGCGGCUGGAUUUGUGGGGAACAUCGCACAUGAUGAGAUUCUGUUCAACCUCAGACGCAAAACUAAAGGGCAGAGCGAUAAGAAGAACGACGAUGCGAAGCCGGGACAACCCAAACAGCAAGGAGAGCACUAUGCUAUCCCGUACGGCCUCCUUUACAAAUACAUCACCUUCCCGAACUACUUUUGCGAGUGGCUUGAAUGGCUCGGAUUUGCGAUUGCGGCUUCGCCCGUUCCCAUCUCACUUAGCACGUUGCUUCACAUGAGCUCACCGGCUGCUAUCGCGAAUUUUCCCAAUCUCCUCGUCCGCCUCCCAUCGAUCUUACGUGACUUCAUCCAGACACCACCAAUGUUCUUCAUGGGCCGUUUCACUCCCCCUUGGAUAUUCCUGUUAAAUGAGGUUCUCGUGAUGCUUCCACGUGCGUAUAGGGGACAUCUCUGGUACAAGGAGAAGUUUGGCGAUGCGUACCCAAAAGAGAGGAAGAUCGUAGUUCCGGGAUUGCUGUGACUGUGAUGGAUUGCAUGGCCGAAGUCAUGGAUUAUCUAUGCAAUGUGAUUGAACACUUUACGACUUUCUUGAUACAGAAUGAUUGUCAUCGAUACCAAUGCAAAUGGCUUACCAGGUUAUUUUUUCAUGGAACGCUGUAAGUCGAUGUGUGUGUGUGACACGGUCACCAG
Marasmius oreades (fairy-ring Marasmius) is the source of this 1221-nucleotide messenger RNA. RefSeq lists its product as uncharacterized. The record is from RefSeq and is a predicted model, not a curated record. Gene Ontology annotation, biological process: lipid metabolic process. Lineage: Eukaryota; Fungi; Basidiomycota; Agaricomycetes; Agaricales; Marasmiaceae. The transcript is spliced from 3 exons. The coding region runs from base 20 to 1051 and encodes 343 amino acids. Gene Ontology annotation, molecular function: oxidoreductase activity, acting on the CH-CH group of donors.